This is a messenger RNA of Oncorhynchus keta (chum salmon), 2271 nucleotides long. Its product is annotated as ras-specific guanine nucleotide-releasing factor RalGPS1. Gene Ontology annotation, biological process: Ras protein signal transduction; positive regulation of GTPase activity. The record is from RefSeq and is a predicted model, not a curated record. Gene Ontology annotation, molecular function: guanyl-nucleotide exchange factor activity. Lineage: Eukaryota; Metazoa; Chordata; Actinopteri; Salmoniformes; Salmonidae. Gene Ontology annotation, cellular component: plasma membrane. Bases 537 to 2048 code for a protein of 503 amino acids. The transcript has 19 exons.
AGCAGAAAAACGAGUCUUUGCCGUCAGGUUAAGUGCACCUACCUGACACUUCCUGCUGUCGUCGUUAUGGGUUUUUCCUUUCAUGCGCGUGGAUGACGUUUCUUACAUAUAUAUCACUGCCAUGUUUGUAUGCCUUCAUCAGAUGUAUUCAAUUAGAAUUUCCACGUCCUCCGGCUGAAGCGCUGCGACCUUGGGUAUUAACUCACAUUUGGAGGAAUAUUGGUUGCGGGGUAGUUUAGCCUGCAUACGAUAGGCCUACUACAAAGAUUGGAUUGUGAUUUGGUGGUUGGAGUUUUUAUUUUCGUUUACGCUACCCAGUUGAUACAGCAGUGAGACGCAACAGCGAGGGACUGACCCUCCUAUUUGUAGAGCGCUAUGACAUCAGGCCGGAUAUGAAGUAGACUGUGACUUUGUCACUAAUGCACCUUAUACCACCCACCACUGCGACUUGUAUGCUCUAGUCGGCUGGCCCUCGCUACAUAUUCGUCGCCAGACCCACUGGCUCCAGGUCAUCUACAAGUCCAUGCUAGAUAUGGAUGAGAGGUCAUGUGUGCUGUCCAGCUAAGGGCCUUGGUCGCCCCUCUCCUCCGCUGCAGGUCGUCGUGAGCAUGUACCGUAGGAACGGUCUCUCGGAUGGCGCCAGCAUUAACUCCGCCUCCUCAGUGGGAAGCAGCAGUUCGGACUCUCUGGAUGGGCCGGGCUUGGAUUUCUCCAAGAGUUACGAUGCCGUUGUGUUUGACGUGCUGAAGGUGACGCCCGAGGAGUUUGCUGGUCAAAUCACAUUGAUGGAUGCUCCAGUAUUCAAAGCAAUACAUCCAGAGGAGCUGGCUAGCUGUGGAUGGAACAGGAAAGAGAAACACCGACUGGCGCCCAACGUGGUGGCGUUUACACGGAGGUUCAACCAGGUUAGCUUUUGGCUGGUGAGAGAAAUUUUGACUGCCCAGACGCUGAAGAUCCGAGCAGAAAUACUGAGCCAUUUUGUUAAAAUAGCCAAGAAACUGUUGGAGCUGAAUAACCUCCACUCCAUGGUGUCUGUGGUGUCUGCCCUGCAGAGUGCUCCCAUCUUCAGGCUGAGCAAGACCUGGGCGCUGAUCAGCCGGAAGGACAAGACCACGUUUGAGAAGCUGGACUUCUUAACAUCCAAAGAGGACAACUACACGCGCAUGAGGCAGUACAUCCGUUCUCUCAAGAUAACACCAUGCAUCCCCUACCUGGGCAUCUACCUAUUGGACAUGAUCUACAUCGACUCGGCCUAUCCGGCAUCGGAUAGCAUCAUCGAGACAGAGCAGAGGACCAAUCAGAUGAACAAUUUGCUGAGGGUGAUCUCAGACCUGCAGAUGUCCUGUAAAUAUGAUCACCUGGUGACCCUCCCACAUGUUCAGAAGUAUUUAAUGUCCGUGCGCUAUAUCGAGGAGCUUCAGAAGUUCGUAGAGGACGACAACUUCAAGCUUUCUCUGAAGAUCGAACCUAUGCACGGCUCCCCGCGCAUGGCCUCAUCCAAGGAAGACCUAGCAGGUCCGUCUGAUGUGUCUGCCUCUGUGAGGUACAACUACCGGCGACCCACCUGUCCCGACGCCUCGGUGAUGGUGCACAUGCCCACGCCUCCCCCCUCUCGCCACAGGAAGAGCCAUAGCCUGGGCAACAAUAUGAUGGCGUACGGCAUGGUGGAGAGUAAGAGCGCCACGUUCCCCAUUGAGAAGCCACGCCACCUGUUGGAUGACAGCUUCCUGGAGUCCCAGAGCCCAGCUCGAAAUGACCCACACAGCAUGGCCAUAUCUAACGGGAUGUCUUUAGGCAGCAGUGAAAGCUCCUUCGGCGAGGAACUCUCGCCAGGGAUGGAAAGGGGACGCAUGUAUGCCACACUGGGCCCCAACUGGAAGGUCCCUCUACGUAAUUCACCUCGGAGCCGCAGCUAUGUUUACAGCCCCUCGGGUGCCAACCCGUGCAGCGAGGUGGGCAGUGUUACUAUCGAGGGGCCCCUUCGGAGGAAGACCCUGCUGAAAGAGGGCCGAAAACCCAAGGUAAGGAGGGGUGUGUUUUCUAUCUGACAACUGGUACAUGGUAAGGAGGGAUGUUUCCACUGUCUGACUCCUGGUCCAAGGUAAGGAGGGAUGUUUCCACUGUCUGACUCCUGGUCCAUGGUAAGGAGGGAUGUUUCCACUGUCUGACUCCUGGUCCAAGGUAAGGAGGGAUGUUUUCACUGUCUGACUCCUGGUCCAAGGUAAGGAGGGAUGUGUUUUCUGUCUGACUCCUGGUCCAAGGUAAGGAGGG